UCUUCUAUCGUUUGUUGUCCCUCGAUCAAUUGCCGUCGUGGUUUCUACUUUCUAGGGUUUUCAUCGUCCUUUACUUCUCGUCCCUCGCGUCUGCCUCGAUCCCUGUCAGAGCCAUGGCCGCCACCAGCACAGCGGCUCCUAGGGGCCGCAAUAUAGACGACGAGAACCUGGUUUUCGAGACCAGUCCUGGGGUGGAGGCCAUCACCAGCUUUGACCAGAUGGGCAUCCGCGACGACCUCCUCCGCGGCAUCUACGCCUAUGGAUUCGAGAAGCCCUCUGCCAUCCAGCAGAGGGCUGUGAUUCCCAUUAUCAACGGCCGCGACGUUAUUGCCCAGGCGCAGUCCGGCACCGGGAAGUCCUCCAUGAUCGCCCUAACCGUCUGCCAGAUGGUUGACACUACCGUUAGAGAAGUUCAGGCACUUAUUUUGUCACCUACAAGAGAACUUGCUUCACAGACUGAGAAGGUGAUCUUGGCUAUUGGUGAAUAUAUAAGUAUACAAGCCCAUGCAUGUAUUGGUGGAAAGAGUAUAGGUGAAGAUAUUAGAAAGCUGGAGUACGGUGUUCAUGUGGUUUCAGGGACACCUGGCAGAGUUUGUGACAUGAUUAAAAGGAGGACCUUGCGCACUAGAGCUAUCAGAAUUCUGAUCCUUGAUGAAGCUGAUGAGAUGCUGAGUAGAGGCUUUAAGGAUCAGAUUUAUGAUGUGUACAGAUACUUGCCUCCUGAACUUCAGGUUGCUCUUAUAUCUGCGACACUACCUCAUGAAAUUCUUGAGAUUACCAACAAGUUCAUGACUGAUCCCAUAAGAAUCCUUGUCAAGCGUGAUGAGUUGACAUUGGAGGGCAUAAAACAAUUUUUUGUUGCUGUGGAGAGAGAGGAGUGGAAGUUUGAUACAUUAUGUGAUCUUUACGACACUCUCACUAUUACUCAAGCAGUUAUUUUCUGCAACACAAAACGAAAGGUCGAUUGGUUGACUGAGAAAAUGCGCAGUAAUAACUUCACAGUAUCUUCUAUGCAUGGUGACAUGCCACAAAAAGAGCGAGAUGCAAUCAUGGCAGAAUUUAGAUCAGGGGCAACUCGAGUACUGAUCACUACUGAUGUAUGGGCUAGAGGGAUUGAUGUCCAGCAGGUGUCAUUGGUGAUAAACUAUGACCUACCAAACAACCGAGAACUCUACAUACAUCGGAUAGGCCGUUCAGGACGAUUUGGACGGAAGGGUGUUGCGAUUAACUUUGUGAGAAAGGAUGACAUUCGCAUUCUAAGAGAUAUUGAGCAGUAUUACAGUACACAGAUCGAUGAAAUGCCAAUGAAUGUUGCUGAUCUCAUCUGAAUGCUUCAAACAUCAGCCUCUAUCUACCACGGAAGCUUGCAAGGAAUCAUCGUAACAGAUCGAAUGGAAAAGUUUCUUUGCUCGAAAGGUUUUUCCUCGUUGAAUGUCUAAAUUAAUGUUUGUUGAUUUUUCAGAAAGUUGUAAGAUCAUGUAAGUUGAAUGCAGCAUAAGGAUGCAAAUGUGUGCUGUGUGAGGGUAGCGAGUUAGGUUCGUGUGCUUGUGUGUAAAACUGAAAUUUGAAACUCUGUUUCCUUUUGAUACAGCUCUGUUAUCUUAUGAUAAUUAAUUAUCCUAAAACAUAUGUGAUCUUAUCUGAA
Messenger RNA from Zingiber officinale, 1645 nucleotides. Its product is annotated as eukaryotic initiation factor 4A-III homolog B-like. Bases 114 to 1328 code for a protein of 404 amino acids. The transcript has 8 exons. Gene Ontology annotation, molecular function: ATP binding; RNA helicase activity; mRNA binding. NCBI's taxonomy places the organism in Eukaryota, Viridiplantae, Streptophyta, Magnoliopsida, Zingiberales, Zingiberaceae. The record is from RefSeq and is a predicted model, not a curated record. Gene Ontology annotation, cellular component: nucleolus; catalytic step 2 spliceosome.